This is a messenger RNA of Zea mays, 2390 nucleotides long. RefSeq names its product poly [ADP-ribose] polymerase 2-like. The transcript has 17 exons. Gene Ontology annotation, molecular function: NAD+ poly-ADP-ribosyltransferase activity. The record is from RefSeq and is a predicted model, not a curated record. Gene Ontology annotation, biological process: protein poly-ADP-ribosylation; double-strand break repair. The coding region runs from base 124 to 2157 and encodes 677 amino acids. Gene Ontology annotation, cellular component: nucleolus. NCBI's taxonomy places the organism in Eukaryota, Viridiplantae, Streptophyta, Magnoliopsida, Poales, Poaceae.
GAGCGAGCCAAAAACUCGAACUGUUCAAACCCCGCCAGCCCUUCCGCUCCCACGACCCAACCCCACUGCCCGGAGCCCCCGAGCCUUCUCGAAUCUUGCGAGAACCCCAGGGGCGAGGAGCAGAUGUCGGCGAGGCUACGGGUGGCGGAGCUCCGCGCGGAGCUUCAGCGCCGCGGCCUCGAUGUAUCCGGCACCAAGCCUGCUCUCGUGCGGAGGCUGGACGCCGCAAUUUGCGAGGCGGAGAAGGCCGUGGUGGCUGCUGCGCCAACCAGUGUGGCAAAUGGGUAUGACGUAGCCGUAGAUGGCAAAAGGAACGGCGGGAAUAAUAAGAGGAAAAGGUCCGGGGAUGGGGGUGAAGAGGGAAACGGCGAUACGUGUACAGAUGUGACAAAACUAGAGGGCAUGAGCUAUCGUGAGCUGCAGGGAUUGGCCAAGGCACGUGGAGUUGCGGCAAAUGGGGGCAAGAAAGAUGUUAUCCAGAGGUUGCUCUCGGCGACUGCUGAUCCUGCUGCAGUUGCAGAUGGUGGUCCUCAGGGCGAAAAGGAAGUCAUAAAAGGUGGUGAUGAGGAGGUUGAGGUGAAAAAGGAGAAGAUGGUUACUGCCACGAAGAAGGGAGCUGCAGUGCUGGAUCAGCACAUUCCCGAUCACAUAAAAGUGAACUAUCAUGUCUUGCAAGUGGGCGAUGAAAUCUAUGAUGCCACCUUGAACCAGACUAAUGUUGGAGACAACAACAAUAAGUUCUAUAUCAUUCAAGUUUUAGAAUCUGAUGCUGGUGGAAGCUUUAUGGUUUACAAUAGAUGGGGAAGAGUUGGGGUACGAGGUCAAGAUAAACUACAUGGUCCCUUCCCAACACGAGACCAAGCAAUAUAUGAAUUUGAGGGGAAGUUCCACAACAAAACCAAUAAUCAUUGGUCUGAUCGCAAGAACUUCAAAUGUUAUGCAAAGAAAUACACUUGGCUUGAAAUGGAUUAUGGUGAAACUGAGAAAGAAAUAGUAAGUUUCACUGAUCAAAUUGAUUCUAAUUUGAUAUUUGUAUUGGUUUUAAUUCUUUCUUAUUUGUUCCAGGAGAAAGGUUCCAUUACUGAUCAGAUAAAAGAGACAAAACUUGAAACUAGAAUUGCGCAGUUCAUAUCCCUGAUCUGCAAUAUUAGCAUGAUGAAGCAAAGAAUGGUGGAAAUAGGUUAUAAUGCUGAAAAGCUUCCCCUUGGAAAGCUAAGGAAAGCUACAAUACUUAAGGGUUAUCAUGUUUUGAAAAGGAUAUCCGAUGUUAUUUCAAAGGCGGACAGGAGACAUCUUGAGCAAUUGACUGGGGAAUUCUACACCGUGAUUCCUCAUGACUUUGGUUUCAGAAAGAUGCGUGAAUUUAUUAUCGAUACUCCUCAGAAACUAAAAGCUAAGCUGGAGAUGGUUGAAGCCCUUGGUGAGAUUGAAAUUGCAACUAAACUUUUGGAGGAUGAUUCAAGUGACCAGGAUGAUCCGUUGUAUGCUCGAUACAAGCAACUUCAUUGUGAUUUCACACCUCUUGAAGCUGAUUCAGAUGAGUACUCUAUGAUAAAAUCAUAUUUGAGAAAUACACAUGGAAAAACACACUCUGGUUAUACGGUGGACAUAGUGCAAAUAUUUAAGGUUUCAAGGCAUGGUGAAACAGAGCGAUUUCAAAAAUUUGCUAGUACAAGAAAUAGGAUGCUUUUGUGGCAUGGUUCUCGGUUGAGCAACUGGGCUGGGAUCCUUUCUCAGGGUCUGCGAAUCGCUCCUCCUGAAGCACCUGUUACUGGUUACAUGUUUGGCAAGGGUGUUUACUUUGCUGACAUGUUUUCAAAGAGUGCAAACUAUUGCUACGCCUCUGAAGCAUGUAGAUCUGGAGUACUGCUUUUAUGUGAGGUUGCAUUGGGCGAUAUGAAUGAGCUACUGAAUGCAGAUUACGAUGCUAAUAACCUGCCCAAAGGAAAAUUAAGUACCAAGGGAGUUGGUCAAACAGCACCUAACAUGGUCGAGUCUAAGGUCGCUGACGAUGGUGUUGUUGUUCCCCUUGGCGAACCCAAACAGGAACCUUCCAAAAGGGGUGGCUUGCUUUAUAAUGAGUACAUAGUGUACAACGUAGACCAGAUAAGAAUGCGGUAUGUCUUACAUGUUAACUUCAAUUUCAAGAGACGGUAGAUGUUGCAAAGAGCUGAAACUGUUGCUGAGAUCUUAGCAGAACAUAUGUGGACUUAUAGCACCAGGUGCCCUCAGCCUCAUUUUCUGAGCAAAUUUGGUAGCCUUUGCAUUUCGAUUUUGGUUUCAGGCUUCUAGCCCCAUUGAUGAUUGAUACUGAGUGUAUAUAUGAACCAUUGAUAUCCACCUUCCAUGUACUUAAGUUUUUUUAACAUGUCCCAUGCAUAUAAAUCUGA